Molecule: messenger RNA, 930 nt
Organism: Mytilus trossulus (common blue mussel)
Lineage: Eukaryota; Metazoa; Mollusca; Bivalvia; Mytilida; Mytilidae
Product: regulator of G-protein signaling 3-like
Exons: 3
Coding region: 1-930 (309 amino acids)
Source: RefSeq, a predicted model, not a curated record
AUGAUCAUGUUACAUCUACAAGAAUUACAAUCCAGUCCCCUCCUCUCACCUAGCCAAGAAUUACAAUCCAGACCCCUCCUCUCACCUAGCCAAGAAUUACAAUCCAGUCCCCUCCCCUCACCUAGCCAAGAAUUACAAUCCAGUCCCCUCCCCUCACCUAGCCAAGAAUUACAAUCCAGUCCCCUCCUCUCACCUAGCCAAGAAUUACAAUCCAGUCCCCUCCUCUCCACUAGCCAAGAAUUACAAUUCAGCCCCCUCCUCUCCACUAGCCAAGAAUUACAAUCCAGUCCCCUCCUCUCACCUAGCCAAGAAUUACAAUCCAGUCCCCUCCUCUCACCUAGCCAAGAAAUACAAUCCAGUCCCUCCUCUCACCUAGCCAAGAAUUACAAUCCACCAAGAAUUACAAUCCAGUCCCUCCUCUCACCUAGCCAAGAAUUACAAUCCAGUCCCCUCCUCUCACCUAGCCAAGAAUUACAAUCCAGUCCCCUCCUCUCACCUAGCCAAGAAAUACAAUCCAGUCCCCUCCUCUCCACUAGCCAAGAAUUACAAUUCAGCCCCCUCCUCUCACCUAGCCAAGCAUUACAAUCCAGUCCCCUCCUCUCACCUAGCCAAGAAAUACAAUCCAGUCCCCUCCUCUCCACUAGCCAAGAAUUACAAUUCAGCCCCCUCCUCUCACCUAGCCAAGAAUUACAAUCCAGUCCCCUCCUCUCCACUAGCCAAGAAUUACAAUCCAGUCCCCUCCUCUCACCUAGCCAAGAAUUACAAUCCAGUCCCCUCCUCUCACCUAGCCAAGAAAUACAAUCCAGUCCCUCCUCUCCACUAGCCAAGAAUUACAAUUCAGUCCCCUCCUCUCACCUAGCCAAGAAUUACAAUCCAGUCCUCUCCUCUCCACUAGCCAAGAAUUACAAUCCAGUCCCUCCUCUCACCUAG